Molecule: messenger RNA, 3206 nt
Organism: Trematosphaeria pertusa
Lineage: Eukaryota; Fungi; Ascomycota; Dothideomycetes; Pleosporales; Trematosphaeriaceae
Exons: 2
Coding region: 232-3168 (978 amino acids)
Source: RefSeq, a predicted model, not a curated record
CCCCAAUUGAGAUUUUUCGGGGGUUGCCAGUGUACACACGCUUGACUUCUGACAACCUGAUCCCAAUCAGGAAACUAUCUCGUGGAGUUGGGCCUUUGGUCGGACCUUCCAUGGAACCUAGCCUUCAUUCCAGAGCCCUCUCACGACCCUCCGCCGCGUAAACUAAAUGGGUUGAAGGACUCUAGGACUAGCUUCCCGCAGCCUUCCCAAACUAAAACCCAAGUCGAAAGAAUGACGAAACGUCACAGCCAAUGGCCUUCCGCGGUGGAUAUGCCGCCUAUGAAACUGACCCCGACUGUGAGAGUUGGGGAUCGAUACCCCGAGAAAGAAGGUCCCACCAGCCCCUCGCUUGAUGCGAAGCAGUUCGACGAGUUAUGGGAGGUCGUACGACAAGACUCGGAUCGCCGACACGACACAACCGAACAGCCCAAAUUGGACACAAGGCCCAACGAAGGCUUUACACAAACGCAACUAGAGAAAGUUGGAUCCCGCGACCAGGACCCCGAGUUCUCUUCCACUUCGCUGAGAGACCUCUACCAACAUGUUAAAAGCAAUCCGCAGACGACUCGUUCGGAUAUUGAAGCUUUGGACAAUUGCGUUCCUCGUAAAAUCGUUGAGGAUGCCCGCGACCGAUAUCAAAACUGCGUUCGACUAGGGAAAGAUGAAGAGGCUCGUCAAGCCCUCGAUGAAGGCUUGAGGAAGUUGGAAGAGUACAAAGACGAUGACCACGUGGAUACGACUCCUUGGAAGAAAUCCAUAGCAGAGCUGCUGAUUGAUCAAGGCCGCAAGGAGGAAGCCCGAGACCUACUAUCGAAAUGCCCGGCCCAGGUUCGAGGUACGCAGACCGCACGGCCAGAAGCAAGCCUUGAACACCAACGCAUCGGACCGGAUGACCACUACCAAGAGCUGCGGAAUAUCGCGCAGAAUAUUGACGAUUUGGAUCUAUUUCGACGCGCGGAAGCUUGGGACAAGGCACUCGCAAGUGCUGGAACCCUAUACGAAAUUGAUCCAACCUACUUCGACCUGAAUCAUCCCGUUGCCGGCUUCGAUAAAAUACGACGAGUUCUCCAUUUGGGCUUACUUCAUGAAAUUGAUGCGGAGCAAACCAAGAAGCCGAACUGGAGAGGCAGACUCCUCUCCGGCGCCCUGGAGAUCUAUAACCACGGUUGCCGUGCUCCUGAACUUUACGAUGAGUUCUUGGAUCCCCAUGGAGCUAAUCUCUGGCUUUUCGAUCGUUCAGAGGGUGCGAACAUAUUCUUCUCUGCUGCUAGAAUCUGCACCUAUUUCGACAAAGAAGGCUUACUUGACGAAAAAGGCAAACCCGUAAUGCCACCGCAGUUCCGACCCACGCUCACUGGACGUGACUGGAGACGCCAAGCGCUGUACUUCCUUGAACAAGGCCGAUCGCGAGCCUUACUGGAUUCUAUCAGUCGCGGAACGGCCGUCACGGAUAGGCAGCGGAGACUCCUUCAGAGAAUGGUCAGAAAAGACCUGGCCAGGAACGACAUGGCCUCCAUUGCCGAUGCUGCCGUCAGAUCGAUAAAGAAGAGGGAAUCAUCGGUUCCCACGCCAGCGCCAACGCCACCAAGAGAUGAUUCCGAUCCAGCCGCCAAGCAUCAACGCCUACCUUGUGUAGCUGAGCAGGAAGGGACCAUGUCCGGGUGCUCCCGAAGACCCCAAAAACCGCCUUUUGCAAAGGAUGGCACCCCAUUGCUAUCCGUAGAGACGUCAAACAUAGUGGGAACCUCCACUAGCUCCUUCACAGCCUCCCCAGCCUCCGGGCUGGCCCCUCAUGCCACUGAAGCGGAGCUUCUCGCCAACAUGAAAAUUCAGAUAAGGUGGCGGAAAGCUCUCCUCUACGCACUCACGAAGAAUCCCACCAUCGGUGCCGUCUUACCCAGUGAGAUUGAGGAGCUAUUACCAAGUAUACCUUCGGAUACCAUCGUUGUGGAGUACGCACUGGCCUCAGCGGCACCUUGCGGCGUAAUGACCAUAGUCGUUGCAUCAGACGGCGUAAGAGCAGCCGAGUGGAAAAAAAUAAACGCCGUCGAGAUACAGCAGUGCAUUGCCGAUCUGCGCGCAUCAAUGCAGUCGUCGCCAACCAGAAUGCGGGAGUCCACCAGAGCGAUUGCCCUACCCAGUCCCAGUCCACCUAGACCAGCCCCGAGACCAGCCGGCCCUGAACGGAAGCGCUCCGCCGUCUUUCAGGAGCACUUGAACAAACUUCUGCGCGAUGCCGUCGUCAGCCCCGUGGAACCUCAUCUGCGAGGAAAGAAGAAGCUAAUCAUCAUUCCUUCCGGCGACCUAGCCCACGUCCCAUGGAACAUCUUUUUCGACCGGCCCAUUACCGUCGUCCCGAGCCUGAACAUAUGGAGUCGUCUACAGAAUCAAGCAAACGCCACCACAUACCAAGACCCGCGCGUCUCCGUCGUUAGCAACGCGCCGCAAGACAAAGAGCGCGUGAAGAAGAACCUCCCCGCCCUGCGCGACAUCCCCUACUCGCGCAUCGAAGCCCUCUACAUCGCGAGACUGCACGCGCAAUGGCCCUUCAUCGCGGACGACAACGACCGCGAAGCCUUCGAAGCCGCGGCGAACGGCACCCAGAUCCUGCACCUGUGCGCGCACAGCACCUUCGACCCGGACUCGCCGAUGAGCUCGUCGAUCCAGCUCUUCCGCAAGCCGCUCACCAUGGCCGACUGGCGCGCGCUGUCCAUCAAAGCCGACCUCGUCGUCUUCAGCUCGUGCCUGUCCGGCAUCUCCAAGGCGUACGACUCCGGCAGCACGAUCGGCUUUGCGCACACGCUGCUCGGCACGGGGACCAGGGCGUUCAUGGGCAGUCUGUGGCCCGUGGACGAUGCGGCGACGCUGCUGCUGAUGGUCAUGUUCUACGAGGCGAUGCGGAAGCCGCUGCCGGCUGCGGAGGCGCUGUUCGAGGCGCAGCGGAGAAUGAGGAGCUUGACGGAGGCGGACUUGCUGGAGCUUAUUGAUGAGCUGGAGGACGUUGCGGAUGAUGUUGGCGUGGGGAGUUUUGUGAUUAAUCCUAGUUACUGGAUUGAGCAGCUGCGGAAGCUGGAUGUGAGGGAGCUGGCGGAGGAGAGAUAUUGGGCGGCUUUUGUGCUGACGGGCUAUGGGUCGAGGGCUAUCUACCCACCAGCCAUGGGGGAGUGAUGAAAUGACAGAAAAAAAGCCCCACCAAAGAACUCCCU